AUGGCGGACACGACAGCUGCCCGGACGCCCGAGGAGGUUGCCAAGGAGCACGACCUGCUUCCUAAACUGGUCACGCAUCUCGACCGCCAUUUAAUAUUCCCGCUGCUUCAGUUCGUCGCGGAUCAGGAUGAGGAGCCCUCGCCCGAGAUCACGAAGGCGAAAUACGAGCUCUUGAAGAAGACGAAUAUGACGGAUUACGUGGCUACGCUGUAUUGCGAACUCGAGGGGGUGGAGGACGCGCCGAAGGAGUUUGCGACCAAGAGGCAGGAGGUUUUGGAUCGGCUGGAGAAGUAUGAGCAGGAGAGUGAGAAGAUUACGGAUUUGCUGGGCAGGGAGGAUGUGGUUACGGGCCUGAGGAGCGAUAAGGUGGCUAACUUGGAGUUUUUGAAGAAGGAACAUGGUGUCACGAUUGAGAUGGUUAAUGUUCUUUAUGACUUCGGGAACUUCCAGUAUAGCUGUGGUAACUACCAGGCCGCAGCAGAACUGCUCUAUCAAUUCCGAGUGCUCUCCACCGACAACGACAAGGUCUCCGCGGCAACAUGGGGAAAGCUGGCGUCGGAAAUCCUCACCACGAAUUGGGAGUCGGCUAUGGAGGAGGUGCAGAAGGUGAAGGAAUCCAUCGACACAAAACUCUUCAGCAACCCGCUCGCACAACUCACCCACCGCACAUGGCUCAUCCACUGGGCGCUCUUCCCCUUCUUCAACUACGAGCCCGCCCGCGACACAAUCUGCGAGCUCUUCUUCUCCGCCCCCUUCAUCAACACCAUCCAAACCGCCUGUCCCUGGGUCCUCCGAUACCUGACUGCCGCCGUGAUCACGAACCGCAGCCGGACACGCAACACAGGACAAUACCAAAAGCAGCUCAAGGACAUCAUCCGUAUCGUCAAGCAGGAGAACUAUGAGUACAACGACCCGGUCACCGAUUUCAUCAAGGCGCUCUACAUCGAUUUCGACUUCGAGGAAGCGCAGAAGAAGCUCUCCGAGGCGGAAGAAGUCCUCCGCUCCGAUUUCUUCCUCGUCGCGGCCUCAGACUCCUUCGUGGAAGCCGCCAGACAUCUUAUCUCGGAAAGCUACUGCAAGAUCCAUCAGCGUAUCGACAUCAAGGAUCUAAGCGCGAGAUUGGGUCUGAACCAGGAUGAGGGCGAGAAGUGGAUCGUUAAUCUCAUUAGAGACACGAGGGUUGACGCAAAGAUUGAUUACAAGGAGGGAACGGUCGUUAUGAACCACCCACCCAGCAGCGUGUACCAGCAGGUUAUCGAGCGGACCAAGGGCGGUUUCUUCAGGACACAAGUACUGAGUGCUGCGGUAGCAAAAUGA
Venustampulla echinocandica is the source of this 1317-nucleotide messenger RNA. Its product is annotated as Eukaryotic translation initiation factor 3 subunit E. Gene Ontology annotation, molecular function: translation initiation factor activity. The coding region runs from base 1 to 1317 and encodes 438 amino acids. Gene Ontology annotation, biological process: translational initiation. The record is from RefSeq and is a predicted model, not a curated record. Gene Ontology annotation, cellular component: eukaryotic translation initiation factor 3 complex; cytoplasm; nucleus. The transcript is spliced from 2 exons. Lineage: Eukaryota; Fungi; Ascomycota; Leotiomycetes; Helotiales; Pleuroascaceae.